Molecule: messenger RNA, 1494 nt
Organism: Rhinocladiella mackenziei CBS 650.93
Lineage: Eukaryota; Fungi; Ascomycota; Eurotiomycetes; Chaetothyriales; Herpotrichiellaceae
Exons: 1
Coding region: 1-1494 (497 amino acids)
Biological process (GO): protein import into nucleus
Cellular component (GO): nucleus
Molecular function (GO): guanyl-nucleotide exchange factor activity; small GTPase binding
Source: RefSeq, a predicted model, not a curated record
AUGCCUGACGACGAAGACCCCCUGUCAUGGGACCUGGACUCUGCCAUCAAGCUCCUCAAUACUCUUUCCCUCAAGCAAUAUGAUCCUGCCUCGGCACCAGGGCUGAUUUCGCCUCCCGACGAGAAUGCAAUUGACAAACACAAGAUCCAUUCACUGGGGGAUUUUUCCGCCCUCUGGGACUUCCUUGGUCGUCCUCAGCAUGCCGAUGAGAAGCCGGCUAUGGAAUUGGUCAAAUACAAAGUCAACGAUGAGCCUGUCGCCGAGCUUGACAUAAAUCAGCUUGACAAAGGCGUACGAUGGAAAGAUGAGGUGGAUGGUGCAGAUCUAGAGGACAAUGUCCCACCCAACAAACUCGGUGCCUCAUACAUUCGCAACCAAAAGCGUACUGCAAGGAGAGCCAGAGCGAAGGAAAGAGCGCUCCAGCUUUCCGCACAGCGAAAGCCCUUAUCCGAUACGACAGACCUUGAAUCUGCUGAGGAACUCGAAUCCCUUCGUCGAUCACCAGACCGAAGAGCUAUAAUCGACGACAUUCUUGGUCGACCUAGACCCGUUCCUCGCGAGAACACUUCUCCCCCGACUUCCCCAUCACCGCCCAAGGCUGAGGAAAGAAACCCGAAACGGGAUUGGUCCCUAUCAAAUCCGUUUCUCUGGACUAGUCCAGGUGUUCCGUCCCCGUCGAAACGCACAGUCAUUACUCCCCGUGAUGGUCUAUCUCCGCGACAGAGAAAACUAGCCCUCAUCGCCGAAUUAAUGCGCCAACAUCAAGAAGAGAAGAGAUAUUUGAAGAACUCGGCCCUUCUAGAACCCGCAUUUACUCCCUUGAACAUAUCCAACAUUGGCAUUCAUGUCUUCGUCGACAUAUCCAACAUUUCCAUCGGGUUCCAUGACUGCUUGAAACUAGUCCAUGGCUUGUCCCGCGAAACACGCCUCAAGCGUGUCCCACUUUCAUUUCACAAUUUCUCCCUCGUCCUGGAACGAGGUCGACCAGCAGCCAAACGAGUCCUAGUGGGAUCCGACAAAUACGCCGCGAUCCAGCAGGCCAAGUCGAUUGGCUACGAAACCAACAUUCUCGAACGUGUGCACAAAGCCAAAGGGCUGACGCCACGCCAAAAGAAGUACCGCUCCUCAGGGGAGACAAGUGGGUCUGAAACGAACACGAAUCUCUCCAAUCCAGGAGCGGAGAAGUGGGUCGAGCAGGCUGUAGACGAAAUUCUACACCUGAAGAUACUCGAGUCGCUUGUCGACGCCGAAAAACCGAGUACGAUCGUCCUCGCGACUGGUGAUGCCGCGGAGGCCGAGUACUCGGGUGGGUUUCUCAAAAUGGUGGAACGGGCUCUCGAGAAGGGCUGGUCCGUGGAACUCGUCAGCUUCAAACUGAAUACCAGCAGCUUGUAUAAAAAAAGGGAGUUCCGCCUGAAAUGGGGCCCAUUGUUCAAAUGGGUCGAGUUAGACCCGUUUGUCGAGUUCCUCGUGGACGAGGAAGAGGACAAUUAG